AUCAGACACCAAUGAUUCACUUGGCAGAACUGACAGUACGGCAUAAUUUGCGCUUGCUAUUGUUGUUUCACGAAAAUGUAACGUAAAAUUUGAGAAAAAAUCGUAACGUCGAUGUGAUUUGUGAGACUGUGAGUGUAAUAAUUUAAAACUUAUAACGAGUUAAAGAUUAGUGUUUUUCUGCAUACGAUUGUGUUGAUAACUUUAACAAACUUUAAAAAUAAACUGUACCUAGUUACUCUACGUUAUAAUAUAUUUCUUUACGUGAUACAGAGGUAUACAGUGGUUAAUACUACAUUGGGAUGUUUUUCAAAGAUAAAUGAUAAUAAAAUGAGUGCGGAUGAUAAGAUUGACAAGAAAUCGAAGGACAGCGAGUGUUAUUUCUGCAAUGAUUUGUUCGAGUUAGGACAGUUACAGAGCCACCUGAAGCUAUGUGGCAGCAUCUUGGAGCAGUGCCCGUUGCGCUGCGGCGCCUGGAUCCAGAGGAAACACAAAGAGACACAUGUCAAGGAUUGUCCAAAGAUGGAAAAGAAUCGCUCCACAUCAUCACCAACGCACGCUCGGAACGCUGACCCCUCCCCCCCAGAACCCAUCAAGAACCACACCUGGUCCCCCAGAGCUGUACCGCUGGAUGACUGCGUCACUUACCUUGAGAAAGAGGUCGCUAAUAUUAAACUAGUCAUCACAGAUGAAGUGAACUACCGCGACGUGCAAGCCACCGAGCUGGAGAGUCUUCGUUCAAAGCUGGUCUUAGUUGAGGAGCGGAGCCAGCACUUCCUUUCCACGCUGGUGUCGCUGCGAGCAGCUGUUGACGAUGAGGCGGAACGAGCAGCCAACUGGGCUGCGCAGUUCAAACACGACCUCUCUAAUGUGCAGCUAGCUUUACAGGAGCUGCAGAGUCAGCAGCUGACGACAGCCAUGCGGCUCGAGAGUACCGUCAGCAGCUUGGUGCACGAACAGCAUGAACGCGAGCUGUUGGAGACGGCGCUCACGCAGCACGACAACAGGAUACGAGCUGUUAACAAGCUAGAGGAAGUGAUCGAGUACAUAAAGCAGACGGUGGAAGAGGAGCGCGCGCGCAACGCAGAGAGUCGCGCGAUGCUUGAGCAGGAGCUGGUGGAAGCUCGCAGGUCUUCAGCACAGUUGGGGCAGCUGGCUGUCGUCACGGCGCAGCUGCAGAGUACUGCACACGAAAGGCCGGAAGUGGAUCGCCUGGCAGUGCUCGAGCUAGCCACAACAGAAGCCCGAGCAGAGACAGCGGAGCACGCUGCCCGCGUUGAUAUCGUUGCUCGAGACAUGAGAGCCCUCACCAAGUCGUAUCUCAAGCUGAGGAGCGAGCUAGCUGACUUCCAGGCUAGGGUGGGGUUUGAGCGCGCGGAGUUUGGCAGUGACGAUGGGCACCUUAUCUGGCGGAUCGACAACUUCACCGAGCGAAUGAAGGAUGCGAAAGCAAACGACACAGUGCUCACCAGCCCACUGUUCCGGACCAGCAAAUACGGCUACACUCUGAAGGCGGAACUGAACCUCAACGGCAUUGGCAAAUGGAAGGGACGGCACAUAACGUGCACCGUCCGGCUAGUCGGCGGGCCGUACGACGCGCUGCUGGAGUGGCCCUGCGAUAUAGCCAUCAAUAUCGUGCUGAGGGACCAACCUAACAACAGGAGUCAGGCAAUGGACAUAGUAAAGUCCCUGCAGCUCCGUCGCAAGUCGUCAUCCAAGCGGCACGACUACGAUUCGACCGAUGAGAAGACUCGCUCCACGGAAGCCCUGGAUAAGACCGUCACGCAACUCAAGCGACAGUAUAUCUUCAUACCGCACACGAGUUUGGACAAGUUCGAAUAUGUGAAGGGGGAUACUGUGUUCCUUGAGUUUAUUGUUAACCAAUAAGUCGGAAAAACGUAUGCUACCCUCUUCAGUAGAACUUUAUUUAUCUAUGUCAAUUCUGAAAUAUGCUCUAUGGGCAUUUUCAGAAUUUGGGACCCCCCAAAUAGCCUAAGUUGUUAACAAAAAUUAACUCGCUGUCAGUUUUGUGACGACAAAUUAAGCAUAAACUCUGUCUAAA
Messenger RNA from Leguminivora glycinivorella, 2059 nucleotides. It is a transcript of the gene Traf-like, whose product is annotated as TNF receptor-associated factor 1. Gene Ontology annotation, molecular function: tumor necrosis factor receptor binding; ubiquitin protein ligase binding. The record is from RefSeq and is a predicted model, not a curated record. The transcript has 10 exons. Gene Ontology annotation, cellular component: cytoplasmic side of plasma membrane; plasma membrane signaling receptor complex. The coding region runs from base 328 to 1884 and encodes 518 amino acids. Gene Ontology annotation, biological process: protein K63-linked ubiquitination; regulation of canonical NF-kappaB signal transduction; tumor necrosis factor-mediated signaling pathway. NCBI's taxonomy places the organism in Eukaryota, Metazoa, Arthropoda, Insecta, Lepidoptera, Tortricidae.